This is a messenger RNA of Onthophagus taurus, 1568 nucleotides long. It is a transcript of the gene Atg14, whose product is annotated as autophagy related protein 14. The record is from RefSeq and is a predicted model, not a curated record. Gene Ontology annotation, biological process: mitophagy; autophagosome assembly; autophagosome membrane docking. Gene Ontology annotation, cellular component: autophagosome; extrinsic component of phagophore assembly site membrane; extrinsic component of omegasome membrane. NCBI's taxonomy places the organism in Eukaryota, Metazoa, Arthropoda, Insecta, Coleoptera, Scarabaeidae. Gene Ontology annotation, molecular function: phosphatidylinositol 3-kinase regulator activity; protein-membrane adaptor activity.
GAGUGUAUUCGCCAACAUAUCGAGAACGAAUUAGUUUUGUUAUGGCGACGAGCAGUUCGGACGAGAGUAGCUCUGCUCCAAGAGACUUCCAUCUGUCUUCGUCCCUGGACAGUGGCAGUAGAUUAAGCCCGAACGGCGAACGGUGCCCCCUUUGUGGCAGCUAUAGAAAAAAGUUCUUCUGCAGAGAUUGCAUCCAAAGCGGAGAAUUUCGUUCGGCAACACAACCAAUAGAGACGUUCUCAGAGAAACAAGCUCGAUUAUUUCGAACUCAAAAACAACUCGAUAAACUCCAAAGCGAUUGUUUACCAAUCGUAAAAAGGAAACAAAGAGUUAAAGCUUUGUCUGAUGAACUUAAACAAAAAACAGAUAGGGUUCGUAAUCUUAGAAGUGCAAUCGCUGAAAAAAAGGAGCUUCAAAGGCGAAAUAAAAGUAGGCUAGAAGAAUUAAUCACAAGCAAUGAAAAAUUGGUUAGAGAUCUUCCUAAAUAUGAGGCUUUGGUACAAAAACGUGCUGAUUGCGUUUUGGGGAAAUUCAAUGAUAAGAAUAUCAUCGGUAUGAAUUUGGAGGAAGAAAAAGAACAAUUAAAAAAGAUGGUUAUUCUUAGAAUAAGACAAUUGAUCAAAUAUAUUUUUCCAAUUUCCAAAAAUCAAAUUAAACCUGAUAUGGAAAUUAGCCAGUCAGAAAUUGCAUCAGAAUUAGCUGAAGCAUCUCGAACGACAUAUGUAAGAAAUCGUUGGGUUUACAGUAUGGAUUAUUCAGGAGAAUCGCAUAUAAUUGUUGCCCCGUUUCUACCUGGUACUGGAAAUUACAGUGCUUAUAACGAUUGGGUUGCUCAAAAUAAAGAUCAACCCGGAGCAACAGCAAACGUUCCGGUUCAUCAAAACCCGGCGUUUCGAAUAAGCGCCGCUUUAACUUAUACGGCCCAAUUAGUCCACGUUUUGGCGUUUUAUUUGGACGUUUUUCUACCGCAUAAAUUAAAUUACAGCGAUUUUUGCACCUCAGAUAUUAGCGAUCAACAAUUUUUGAGAAGAGUGGCUCGAUUGAACGCGAACGUUUUGCAACUUUGCGUCUCGCAACAUACCGAUUUAAAUACUCUUCAUCCUAGACAAACUCUUCAUAAUAUUAUACAACUUUUAGAUUCUUCCGCAAGCCAUCUUGGAAGAACUGGACCUAUUGAAGUUGAUAAUCAAAUCGCAGCUGAACUAGAAGAACAACUUUCGGCGGAUUUGUUGAAUACUGACGAUUCAGAUUCGGAGGAGAGUGAUGUUGUUGCUAAUGAAUGGGAAGCUGUUCCCCAUGUACCAAUUUUGGAAACAACAGCACCAUCUCUUCAAUCGACUCAAACAAUUCCACCUCAACAGGUUAACAGUAUGGCCGGUGGUUUAAUGAAUAGCGCGGCUGCAACGAUCGCUUCUAUAUGGAAAGGUUUUACCGGAAGGUAGUUAAUGUCUAUUAAAAUAAUUAAAAGUGCACAAUUUCACUAUGAUGACAGUUUCUUUACGUCUUUGUAAUUAAAGAAACUUUAAUUUAAUCAAUGGCAAAAAAAAUAUCAGAAAUUAUAGAAUUUG